This is a messenger RNA of Marmota monax (woodchuck), 3946 nucleotides long. It is a transcript of the gene Wdr82, whose product is annotated as WD repeat domain 82. The record is from RefSeq and is a predicted model, not a curated record. Gene Ontology annotation, molecular function: protein binding; chromatin binding. Gene Ontology annotation, cellular component: Set1C/COMPASS complex. The transcript is spliced from 9 exons. NCBI's taxonomy places the organism in Eukaryota, Metazoa, Chordata, Mammalia, Rodentia, Sciuridae. The coding region runs from base 283 to 1224 and encodes 313 amino acids.
UUCUGCCUGUCGCCCCAAGAUGGCGGACACAAUGAACCGGCGCCGCGCCGGUUGGCCCUGAGGCGACUCUGUGGAGGAACGGUCGCCUAGGCCCCACGGUCCAGGCAGAAGAGUAUCGCCAGUGCGAGAGGGGAAGGAGGCGGACUUACUGCUCGCAGCCCUUCCGCUCGCCGCCAGUGCGGCGCCCGCCCCGCCCGGGUUGGCCCUCCGCAGCCCGCCCGCUCGCCCGCCAUCCAGCCCCGCCCCGGCCCUGCGCCGCUGCCGCCUCCAGCAGCCGCCGCCAUGAAGCUGACCGACAGCGUGCUGCGGAGCUUCCGCGUCGCCAAGGUGUUCCGCGAGAACUCAGACAAGAUUAACUGCUUUGACUUCAGCCCCAAUGGCGAGACGGUCAUCUCGAGCAGUGACGACGACUCCAUCGUGCUCUAUGACUGCCAGGAGGGCAAACCAAAGAGAACCUUAUACAGUAAGAAAUAUGGUGUGGACCUCAUCAGAUACACGCAUGCAGCAAACACAGUCGUUUACAGCUCUAACAAAAUAGACGAUACUAUCCGUUACCUAUCCUUACAUGACAACAAAUACAUCAGAUACUUUCCUGGACAUAGCAAAAGGGUGGUGGCCUUGUCCAUGUCACCUGUGGAUGACACUUUCAUUUCUGGGUCUCUUGAUAAGACUAUUCGACUCUGGGAUCUCCGGUCUCCUAACUGCCAGGGCCUCAUGCAUCUUCAGGGCAAGCCAGUUUGUUCUUUUGAUCCAGAAGGGUUAAUUUUUGCUGCAGGUGUCAACUCUGAAAUGGUCAAACUUUAUGACCUUCGUUCUUUUGAUAAGGGACCAUUUGCAACAUUUAAGAUGCAGUAUGAUCGGACUUGUGAGUGGACAGGACUCAAGUUCAGCAAUGAUGGCAAGCUUAUACUCAUCUCCACCAACGGCAGCUUCAUACGUCUCAUUGAUGCAUUCAAGGGAGUGGUGAUGCACACAUUUGGGGGUUAUGCCAACAGCAAAGCUGUCACACUAGAGGCUUCAUUUACUCCAGACUCUCAGUUUAUUAUGAUUGGUUCAGAGGAUGGCAAGAUCCAUGUUUGGAAUGGAGAGAGCGGUAUAAAAGUAGCUGUACUGGAUGGUAAACACACAGGCCCCAUUACCUGUUUGCAGUUUAACCCCAAGUUCAUGACUUUUGCCAGUGCGUGUUCCAACAUGGCCUUCUGGUUGCCAACCAUUGAUGACUGACCCUGAUGCUACUCAGCUAUUUCUGUAUAAUGGGGGUGGCCAGCAGGAAAAACUCAGAGUGGACUGAGAUAAGUGGGAUUGGAUCAUUUGACUGGGCUGGACAACAUCCUUUCACAUGGCCUUCCCAUGGAUGUGCUGUACAUCUGCUCAAAAGAAAAAAUUACUUUGUUGAGCUUCUUCAUAAGAACUCUUGGUGCCACCGACUCAGUUGGGACUUAGCCUUUCCAGCCAUCAAUGCACCAGGUUCCUCCAGAGUGACCAGACUUGUGAUUAGGUUAUAGUGGGGCUCUCAAAAGCACCUUCAGUUUUGAAUGUAUUUGCUGCUGAGGAGCCAAUGAAGUCUUCAAUUCUGCACAUCCCUUCUCCCAUCUCCAUAAAUGCAUGGGAAGCCACAGUUCUGGUUUUAAGAUGCUUGGGCAGCUCAGUGCCCCUUGCCCUCACCCUGCAUGUCUUGUUACUGGGUCUCCCUGUGUAAUUGUGGCAUUAUUCCACAGCCAUCAUAUUUGUUAGGUGCCAAACAUUUACAGAAAUAAGUCUUCAUAUACCUUGGGGUCAAAGAUAGGGACAAAUACAGAAGGACCUUGCUUGUCAGGAAGUUGUGCAGUUGUCCUGUAAGGGUGGGUGGUCUGGAUAGGCCCCAGGCACUGGUGUUGGGUAGGAAAAGGCUCAAGAACCUAAAAGGGAGGGAAGGGGUAGCAUUGUGUUCCUCAGGCUAGAAGGUUUAGCAGCAGCCUGGUGCAGUCCCAUCAACAAGAUAAACCUACAGUCCUGGGUGCCUACCAAGCUUGGUUUGUACAAAAGCAAGGUAGGAGUCUAUUUUUGUACCUGAGAUGCAUUGCUCUUUUCCUGUGGGCCAGUAUUGUGGAAUGAGUCUGAGUUGUUUACACUGAUGCCUUCCUUCCCUGUCCACCACAAUUGUGUACAUAGUCUCCAGGUGACACCCCCCUUUUACCCAGCUCCCACUGAAGAGUUGGUUCUAGGCCUGUGUUAUAUGUUAUAUUUAGCCUUUUAUAUAUGACCUUUGAUUUCGGUUUGUAUUUUAGCACAGUAUGUGCAUCUUCAUUUAAAUAUAUUUGUGCAUUCAUAUAUGCAUAUAUAUGUAUGUAGGCAUAUAUAUGUAUGUAUGUGUGUGUGUAUAUAUAUAUACAUAUACAUAUAUAUAUAUAAAAUCACCUGUAGCUUCUCAGUUCAGCCGAAGAAGGUGGAGUCCUGCAACCCAGGAGAAAGACUGCAUCCUUGCUAAUAGUGUUUGCCACAAGUGUUAGUCUUCCCUGUUACCUUUUUUCCUUUGGGAAACUAAAUAAAAGCAAAGCUUCUUGUGUUUGCUGUUUCCAUGGCAGCUAAGUGAGGGUCUUGGGAUGACUUCCUAUGUUCCUCAAGCCGCACUUUGGGGUCCUCUCUGCAGUAUUAGUCUCUUUUUUGCCUGGUGGUGCUCUGUCUGCAUCUGUAUAUGUCAUAGUCAUUUGCAUGGCUUCUGUGCCUGGCUUGCAGCAUUUAGGGACAGGAUGCUGAAACCAGAGCACUUUGUUUGUCUAAGGCUUCUUACCAAUUACAGGUUACUCCCACUUAGUAUGGCUACUUUCUUGCUCUUUUUCUUGCUUUUUCUUGAGAGGAAGAGGUUUUAGCUAGGCCCAAGUUGGGAUGCUCUGUAUCCAGCCCAUGGCCUUUUUUUCCCCUGCAUGGCCUUCUUAAGAGCAGACCAAGUGGCAUGUUACUUCCUUAAGUAUCCAGUGAAACAUUUUAUUGCAGACAACACUCCAUGCAGAUCCAGAAACUGAGGCCCAAUAAAGUUAUGACUUGCCCAAAGGUACAUAGCUGCUAGGGUAAAUCAAGCCAUCACUGCUUCUGUUUAGCAGCAGAUGUAGGCUGUGAAUCACUAGCACUUUCUCUUUUUUUGUUGUUUGUUGUUUAAGCAAUUACUCUUGACUUUUUAAUCAAAGGGAAAGGGCAAAUAGGCAUACACCUUUCCCAAGAGUAGACUGGAAUCUGCAACUGCUACCAUGCCACCCACUGUGUAGCUCUUCCUUCCCAGAAUGGAGGGAUUCUGAGAAACCAAAUAAUUUGAGCUGUUACUGCCCUCCCCUGGCUUUUCAGGGUAGAAAGUUCACAUUAGGAACGGUCAGAGAUGGUGCUUGAAACUGAGUUAACAAGAAAGGCUGUAUAAUUUCUAUAUAUGUAACUAACAGAGAAGGAACUCUCCAGUAGUAGGAAUAUGAUGUGUAUUUGAGUUCUCAGAUGUCCAAAGCUGAGGCAUCAUGUCCUUUGAAAACAUGUCACUUCACAGCCUCUACUUUAUGCCCUGUGGAGCAGAGUUGGGGAGGAAUAGACAAGAUUAAGCUGGAAGUGUGGCUGGGAUAAAAGGGAAAGAAAGACUGAGAGCUGGCCCUGAGUAAUGUAUUGCUGGGAGCUGGAGUUAGGGCCAAAGCCACUGCUUUGUAUGUGACAGCAACACUGAACUGCUCAACCACCAGCCAGUGGGGAUAUUUUUUAAAAGUUAUUCCCUAUUUCAAUCUUAAUUAGUGCUCAUUAAGGAUAAUUGGGGGAAUUUUAAAGAAUCAAUUGGCCACCCAAAUAGUACCACUGUUAAUCUUUUGGUGUUAAAUGUUCCUCUACACAUUUCUGUGCAUAGGUUUUUGGUGUGUUUACAUAGUUGUUAUUCUACUGUAUAUACAAUUUUAUGUCCCUUUUGUACUUAACAUAUAAACUUUUUUUUCCAUGUUAA